AACCCAAGGGUGAGGUGAUAUCUGUAUUGUUCCGAUACACUAUACAUCAAUAUCUUCAUCAUCUUCAUCAUCAUCACCAUCAGCAGCCAUGCUCGCUCGUUCUCUUCUACUGAUCCUUCUGGUUCUUGCCUGCCGUCAGUACAUCGCAAUGGCCCAGAGUGCAAAAGGACCAGAGGACUGUUGUUUUAGGUUCUUCACGAAACCGAUACCUAUAAGAGCCAUUAAAACGUACGUUAAUACGAGCACAGACUGUCCGAAAAAUGGAAUCAUUUUUACUACCCAGAAUUCCAGCCGUGUGUGCGCAGACCCAGGCUUUAAGUGGGUGCAGCGGGCCAUUGAACUACUUGACCAGCGCCUGUACGAGAGCUCAAACUAAACCCAGCCAAGCUGUUAAAUCCCAUAUAUCCAUUAAGCCAAAGAUUUAAAUAUUCCAUUCUAACUAAAUAAAGCAUUUUAAUGGGAUAAAGCUUUUUUGUUAUAUAUCACCUGCUAAAAUAAGCUUGCAAAAAUGAUUGAAAUAUAAUGAAAAAAUAUUCAUUUUUUGUGACUGAUACAUUUUAUACAUUUUAUCAUCCAUUGUUGCUUUUUUACUUUUUU
This is a messenger RNA of Hemibagrus wyckioides, 597 nucleotides long. RefSeq names its product regakine-1-like. NCBI's taxonomy places the organism in Eukaryota, Metazoa, Chordata, Actinopteri, Siluriformes, Bagridae. Gene Ontology annotation, molecular function: CCR chemokine receptor binding; chemokine activity. The record is from RefSeq and is a predicted model, not a curated record. Gene Ontology annotation, biological process: cellular response to interleukin-1; G protein-coupled receptor signaling pathway; lymphocyte chemotaxis. The transcript has 3 exons. Bases 89 to 376 code for a protein of 95 amino acids. Gene Ontology annotation, cellular component: extracellular region.